This is a messenger RNA of Zophobas morio, 1833 nucleotides long. RefSeq names its product UDP-glycosyltransferase UGT5-like. The record is from RefSeq and is a predicted model, not a curated record. The coding region runs from base 133 to 1770 and encodes 545 amino acids. Gene Ontology annotation, molecular function: UDP-glycosyltransferase activity. The transcript has 4 exons. NCBI's taxonomy places the organism in Eukaryota, Metazoa, Arthropoda, Insecta, Coleoptera, Tenebrionidae.
AAUUGCGGCAGUUAUCGUGAAUCGACACGGUUUACUUUAUCUUAAUUUACAUAUGUAAAUAGAUGACCUUAAUCAAUUUUUCGCGUUACGUUAGACUCAAUAACUUGUAUAAUGCAUAGACCUUGAUAUCUAAUGCACUCUGCUAUCUUAAUUGUUGUUGACGACGCAAUCACGCCUUAUAAAACCUUCCACUUCCUUAAAUUCGCAUUUUCUGUACGACUACUCAAAGAAAAUAUAACCAUGAUUUUCCGAUUAUUGUUAAUUUUAACAACCGCGUCACUAGUGCACGGUUACAAAAUCCUGGCUUUGUUUCCACAUCGUGGCAAAAGCCACUUCUUAGUGUACUACCCCUUAGUGGAAGCUCUAGCCAAAAAGGGACACGACGUAACAGUCAUGGGUCACUACCCUCUCAAGACCCCCAUCCCCAACUACCGCGACGUUGUUCUCCACGAAGAAAUACCAACAAUUCCUGGGAAUCUGGGCGACUUCACGGGAUCGUGGUUACAGAGAUGGUUCACCCUCCUCAUGCUAGAUAAACUGGCUGAAGCUUCGUGCACCCAAGCUUUUGCUUCAUCGGUCGUCAAAGACUUUCUCAAAACAGACGAAAGGUUCGAUGUGAUCAUCACGCAAGCUUUCAAUAGUGAGUGUUUUGCGAGUUUUGCGAACAAAUUCAAGGCACCUACUAUUGGAAUCUCGACUUGUAUUAUACCCCAUUGGAUUAGUGAAAGGGUUGGGACCCCUACAACUCCUUCGUAUAUACCCAACGUCCACAUGGAACACUACGACCGGAUGCCCUUUUUGGCCCGAGUUGAAAAUCUAGUGCUAGGAGUGCUGCAACAACUGUAUUACAAUAGUGUGAUGAUGAAGUACGGAGAAGAUAUUGCGAAAGAGUACUUUGGGGAAGACUCACCCUCUCUUAUGGACAUCACUUUGAACACUAGCUUGCUUCUAGUGAAUAGCCACUUCAGUCUUACUCUGCCCAGGCCUACAGUGCCUGCUUUAGUCGAAGUGGGGGGAAUGCACAUAGGACAAGUUAAAAAAUUACCAACAGACCUCGAGAAAUGGAUAAACGAAUCCACCCACGGCGUUAUUUACUUCAGCUUGGGAUCCAUGAUCAAAGGGCACACGUUCCCCGACGAGAAAAGGCAGGAAUUUUUGAAAGCUUUCGGACGUUUGCCGCAACGAGUCCUUUGGAAAUACGAGAACGACACGAUGCCGGGGAAACCAGACAACGUAAUGAUACAGAAGUGGAUGCCGCAACUUGACAUUCUCUGCCAUCCGAACGUGAAAGCCUUCAUAUCGCACGGAGGACUCUUGGGGACCACGGAGGCGGUGCAUUGCGGAGUGCCGGUGAUGGUGAUGCCGCAGUAUGGAGACCAGUUCACGAACGCGAAAGCCCUGGAGGCCAACGGUGGAGGGGUGAUUUUGCAUCUGUACGAGGCCACGGAAGAGAAGGUCUACGACGCGCUGAAGACCAUUUUGGAUCCUAAGUUUAAGAAGCAGGCCGAGGAGCUGUCUACGCGCUUCCGCGACCGCCCCAUGCCGCCCCUCGAAACCGCCAUCUACUGGGUGGAAUACGUGGCGCGUCACCGCGGAGCCCACCACAUGCGUACAGCCGCCGUGGGAAUGCCCCUUUACAAAUAUCUCCUUCUGGAUGUGAUCGCCUUCCUGUUGUUGGUCUUCGGGCUCGUUUUUGCCGCCUCCUUCUACGUCACCAGAGCCAUCUUUAGAAAAUUGUUCGGCAAAAAAGACAAACAAAAAGGCGAUUAAUCGCAAUGCUGUUGUGUAGCGUGUAAAAUUUAGUAGGGAAAUAAAAACGUCCAAUUUAUAAAA